AUGAUUCCAGCUAUAUCAUUAGCUUAUGAAAAAGGUGAAACUGAUAUAAUGAAAAGACGACCACGAGAUCCAAAACAUGAUCGACUUGUUAAUCAACGUCUUAUAUCGAUGGCUUAUGGACAAAUUGGAUUAAUUCAAGCAGGUGCUGGAUUUUCUUCAUAUCUUGUUAUUAUGGCUGAAAAUGGAUUUUUACCAUCACGUCUUUUGGGUCUUAGAAAAUCAUGGGAAUCAAUUGAAAUAAAUCAUUUAGAAGAUUCAUAUGGACAAGAAUGGACAUAUGAACAACGAAAACAACUUGAAUAUACAUGUCAUACAGCUUUUUUUGUUACAAUUGUUAUUUGUCAAUGGGCUGUAUUAAUUGUUUGUAAAACGCGAAGAAAUUCGAUUUUUCAACAAGGAAUGAAUAAUUGGAUGUUAAAUUUUCGUUUAGUUUUUGAAACUGUUUUAGCUGCAAUUAUAUCUUAUACACCAUACUUAAAUACAGCUCUUCAUACAUAUCCACUUAAAUUUCUUUGGCGGCUUAUUCCAAUACCUUAUUUUUUCUUAAUAUUAGUUUAUGAUGAAGUUCGAAAAUAUAUUAUUCGAAAAGAUCCAGGUGGUUGGGUUGAAAGAGAAACUUAUUAUUAA
Molecule: messenger RNA, 627 nt
Organism: Rotaria sordida
Lineage: Eukaryota; Metazoa; Rotifera; Eurotatoria; Philodinida; Philodinidae
Source: the annotation of a GenBank genome assembly